Messenger RNA from Cetraspora pellucida, 1276 nucleotides. Lineage: Eukaryota; Fungi; Glomeromycota; Glomeromycetes; Diversisporales; Gigasporaceae. The record is from the annotation of a GenBank genome assembly.
UACUUUCACUGCUUGUGGUAAUGCUAGUGGCUGUACAUGUGAUAAAAAUAAUAAUCUUGGUGGGCUCAAAUGUGGUCAUGAACUUAAUAAUCAUAAACAUUGCUUUUUAAAUUGCCCUUCUGAUCCUAGCUCCAUUUUUCAAUGUAGCCCAAAUGGCACUAAUAUUUGUCAAUAUGGUUCUUGCUCAAAUGGCUGUUGUGCAGUUGAUAAUGAAAAAAGCUACUGCUACAAUGACGAUAAGUGUUUAGGGCAUUCUUCUUACAAAUGGAUUAAAAAAGAGUCUUAUUUGCCAUUAUCUAAUCUACAACCAUCUAAUUCACUACCAUUUAAUCUACCACCAUCUAACCUACUACCAUCAUCCAAUUCACUACCAUUUACUCCACUACUGUCUAACAUACUACCACUAUCAUCUAAUCCACUACCAUCUACUCUACUACCAUCUAAUCCAUCACUACCUAAUUCACCUUCUUCUGGUUAUAAUAGACAAAAGGCUGUUAAUUAUGCUAGAAAAUAUUGUAAAAAUGCAAAUUUAAAGUACAAAAAUUAUAAUCUAGUAGAUUGUACUAAUUUUGCUUCACAAGUUAAUUGUGAAGAGUUUUAUGAUUAUCUUAUUAGUUAUAAAUUGGCAAAAGAAUGCCAAUUGUCUGAAUUAAAACCAGGUGACUUUAUACAAUAUCUUGGUUCUAAAGAAAAUUAUUUAAAUAGUUUCUUGGUUUUUCUUAUUUCAAGUGCUUUUGCAACUUGUAGUGAUGCUGGUGGCUGUAUAUGUGAUAAAAAUGAUAAUAUUAGUGACCUCAAAUCUCCAUUUUUCAAUAUGGCUCAAAUGGUACUAGCAUUUGUCGAUAUGGUACUUACUCACAUGGAUGUUGUGCUAUCAGUAGCAAAAAAAGCUAUUGCUGCAAGAAUGAUAAAUGUACAGGAUGUCCUUCUGACAAAUGGAUUAAUAAAGACUCUAACUGUUGAUUAUGCUGGACAAAAUUGUAAAAAUGCAAAUUCAAAGUACAAAAUUUAUAUUUCAGUAGAUUGUACUAAUUUUGCUUCACAAGUUUUAAAUGCAGGUAGUGUUUUUACAAAUCAAGAUUGGAAACCAUACACAUACACAUGGAUUAAUGUGGAAGUAUUUUAUGAUUAUCUCAUUAGUCACAAGUUGGCAAAAGAAUGUCAAUUGUCUAAAUUGAAACCAGGUGAUUUUAUACAAUAUCUCAGUCCUCAGAAAUAUUCUCAUACUGUUGUGGUUGUAAAAUCAGGUGCAGAUCCCACAGUAGAUUCUCAGUGA